Molecule: messenger RNA, 1263 nt
Organism: Cercospora beticola
Lineage: Eukaryota; Fungi; Ascomycota; Dothideomycetes; Mycosphaerellales; Mycosphaerellaceae
Source: RefSeq, a predicted model, not a curated record
AUGGCGAGUACCGGUGACAGCUUACCGCCUACAGUCGAGGCGGACAGCGCCGCUGUGGCGACAAUCCCAUCGCGUGCUGUGGCAGCAGGUCUGAAAUUCCAUCAUACCGCUCCUCUACGUCCUUUGAAGGACGAGGUACUUGAGUUGCUGCUACCUUGGCGUGGCAGAAAGGAUAAACCACCUUUCACACUUGGCCAAAUGAUCGUCAUGAUUCUCGUCAUCGGAGACUUGGGACCGUGGUCUGUGGAGAGGAUUCAUAUCAUGAUUCUCCAACAGUUCGAUUACUAUGGGGAGGACGCUUUGGUGGAGUUUGUCACGCAGCUGAAUGCCGAAAAGAGCAUUGAAUACAACUACGCGAGCGACGACAAUGUGCGCAUGUACGGCGUAAUUGGCGACAUUUAUCGUACUGUGCAACACUUUGAUCUGCCGUUGACGCGUAUCCCGGCCGACCAGGACCAUCCAGAUGUUACCAAAGACAAGUUCACGAUCUCUAAUGCUGCGGCACGCUGCUUCUUGCGGGAGCUCCUGGAGCCUCCACGACAGGGAGCUUUCGACUUCAUGGGGCUGCCACCGGAGCUUCGCGAGAAAAUCUACAAGAUGGUCAUGGUCUAUCCCAAGCCUGGCUUUACGCGUGCUAGGCACGUCAUCUUCCGAAACCCGGAUGUCGAGUUCCUUGACAAGACCAUGCUGCGGCCUCGCGACGAUGCAGAUGUGCCGACAUUCCAGGCCUCUGCAGAGACGAUAGCGAAUUACACCCCAGUCGAGAAACUUACCACGACGCUCGGGUUGUUGCGCGUUUCGAAGCAGGUCCAUCACGAGGCGCUGCCGGUGUUCUAUGGCCAGAAUGGCUUUCGAUUCGGGACUCUGUACUAUUUGCUCGAUGCUCUCCAGCUCAUGUCGCGCGAGACCAUUCAGCAGGUACGAGACGUUCGAGUCGUCGUCAAGUACGUUGAUCUGUCCCGAGAUAUUCGUCCUACGCCAGUAAAGCUGUCUUACCUUUCCCCGGUGAACCUGGUGCUAAUCGUACCACGCGACAAUCCUAGCUGGGAGCAGACUUUUACAAGCGAAAGCAAGGAGAUGGGUUUCGCUUAUGGCAGGAAGUUGAGAUGUUUGAUCGAUCUUGCUCAGCGGGCGGGGCAUGUUGAGGUCAAAGGCGAUGGUGUCUUCGGAGACUGGCUUCGCAAAGAGAUCGAAACGUCGCAGAAGGCGGUUGAAGUGAUUGGAGAAGAGGGAAAGAGCACGAUGCCGCAUGCAGACCCAUAG